Messenger RNA from Batrachochytrium dendrobatidis JAM81, 1182 nucleotides. RefSeq lists its product as uncharacterized. The record is from RefSeq and is a predicted model, not a curated record. Bases 1 to 1182 code for a protein of 393 amino acids. The transcript has 2 exons. Lineage: Eukaryota; Fungi; Chytridiomycota; Chytridiomycetes; Rhizophydiales.
AUGGCAGACUCAAAUCGUAGAACCCACAAACGAAGUCCUUCGUUUGAUCCAGGAAUAUACUUUUCACAGGAAGAUAGAUUCCCAGAAAAGACAUUGUCAUUUCAUCACCAGAUAUACGAACAUCGAUACAGGUUAUAUAGAGCGUAUGAAGCUGCAGUUCCUAAAACAAGUCCAGUUUCUGAUGAAGAUGACCAGGCUUGCUUUCUUGACUUUAUCGAUACUGUCUGUAUUGACAUGAGAAUUUCAUACGGACUAAGCAUGUAUUUGUUGCAUCUGUAUAUCUGCACCACCAUGUGGUCGCGAGUAUUCUAUUGCGUGCAGCCCUUUUCCACAGAUUUCUCAACCUUACAACACCUACUUCAAAAUACAACACCGUCUUCAUAUAUUGCAAGUAUAAUGUCAUAUUUUCUUCCAUGGAAAUGGCAACUUCCAUUUCUUCGCAUAUCAUGUUCAACACGUCCAUUCAUGUUUGUAGAUCUUCUAGACGAGAUUCAGCUCGUAUACUACCUUGCUGCCUUUAUUUCUUACCAUUUCUAUCCAGCCCUAGAUGCAUGGUUGGCUAUUUAUGGAAUGCAUUUGAUCAAUGGUAUGCUGUGUAUGGCAUUCUGGUUUGGAGAUCCGACCCGAUCAGCCCAAUGGACACUAUCGGGCCACGCAAAUACUUCGACAGGCUACUUUGGAUCGUGGAAUGCACUCUAUACUCCCUUGAUCAUGUGGUGGGUUUACCUUUUAGGACGUCGUAACUACAUGGGAAUAUUAAGCUGGCAGCAUAUGGAACGUAUUGAAAUGCAGAAACGGAUGCAUGCCAGUAUCGAUGCCGAAAUCUCCAAAACAAGUCAGCAUGAAUUCACCAAGUCUGAGCUACAUAGUAUUUUCAUCAAUCGACUAGUUGGAGCAACUGAAUCUUGGGUGUAUUUUAUUUGGUCUUAUGUUGCACCAGUUAUUGUACCUUUAUUGUGGCGUUGUGUGUUAAGACCCAAUGUGCCAGAAGUUGAUGACUUGUCUGAAAAAACGCCGUGGAUAUGGACAAUGGUUUUAUCGGUGAUGUGUACGUUUGCGUUGAGGUUGUGGGUGUCAUUUUUGAGUUUUCAGAUGCAGUGUGUAACCUGGUUCGUUCCGUACGUGUCAGGAUUUGUGAUUAACAAGUUUGAAAAAUCGGUUAGUAUUGGUAUAAUAUAUUGA